This is a messenger RNA of Rhizopus microsporus ATCC 52813, 325 nucleotides long. RefSeq lists its product as uncharacterized. Gene Ontology annotation, biological process: chromatin organization; negative regulation of transcription by RNA polymerase II. The transcript has a single exon. NCBI's taxonomy places the organism in Eukaryota, Fungi, Mucoromycota, Mucoromycetes, Mucorales, Rhizopodaceae. Bases 5 to 325 code for a protein of 106 amino acids. Gene Ontology annotation, molecular function: chromatin binding. Gene Ontology annotation, cellular component: pericentric heterochromatin. The record is from RefSeq and is a predicted model, not a curated record.
UGAAAUGAGAGAAUUACAAUCUAAAAUUUUAAACUUAAAUAUAGAAGAUAUAGAAAAGUAUAGUGAAAAUAAUAUUACAUAUAAUGAAAUUGAAAUAGAUGAUAUUCCAAAAAAACGGAAAAGAAACCAACAGAAUAAAAAUUCUAAUGAAAAUGUAUAUCAAGUAGAAAAAAUAUUAGACCAUAUGGUUGACGACAAUAAUAAAUUUAUAUUCUAUGUAAAAUGGUAUGGUUAUGAUGAUUCUGAAAAUAGCUGGGUAAAACAAAAUGAUUUUAAUACAAAAGAUAUUAUUAACCAGUAUCUAAAAGAUAAAAAUAUUCAAUAA